Prosopis cineraria is the source of this 1509-nucleotide messenger RNA. Its product is annotated as 2-alkenal reductase (NADP(+)-dependent)-like. The record is from RefSeq and is a predicted model, not a curated record. NCBI's taxonomy places the organism in Eukaryota, Viridiplantae, Streptophyta, Magnoliopsida, Fabales, Fabaceae. The transcript is spliced from 5 exons. Bases 138 to 1190 code for a protein of 350 amino acids. Gene Ontology annotation, molecular function: 2-alkenal reductase [NAD(P)H] activity.
UGUGCCAGCGUGACCAGGUGAGAGAAAGGGAAAGUAAAGUAACACAACGUUUAUGGUUCGUGACUGUGAUACUCUCAGUGUGGGUGUGGAACUGUGGAUAGCUCAGAGUUGUAGUGGCGCCGGCGAGAAGGUGAACGAUGGCAGCGAAUGUCAUCGACGGCGGGCAAGUCAGGAAUAAGCAGGUGUUACUCAAGGACUUCGUCACUGGCUUUCCCAAGGAGUCCGACAUGCUCUUCACCACUUCCUCUGUCAAUAUGAAGCUUCCCGAAGAUUCCAAUGGCGUCUUAGUGAAGAAUCUCUAUCUUUCUUGCGAUCCCUACAUGCGAAUCCGUAUGUCCAAACUAUUGCGUCCUUCGUACAUUGAUUCAUUCCAGCCUGGUUCGCCGAUAAAUGGAAUGGGGGUUUCAGAAGUUAUUGAUUCUAAGUAUCAAAACUUGAGCAAAGGUGAUCUAGUUUGCGGAAGAACUAGGUGGGAAGAAUAUAGUGUGAUCAAUUCACCUGAGUCCCUGUUUAAGAUACAACACAAAGAUAUCCCUCUUUCCUAUUAUAUUGGCAUACUUGGUAUGCCUGGUUUGACUGCAUAUGCGGGAUUUCAUGAGAUUUGUGCCCCUAAGAAAGGGGAGACUGUAUUUGUAUCAGCUGCAUCUGGAGCUGUAGGUCAACUUGUUGGUCAGUUUGCUAAGUUGAUGGGUUGCUAUGUUGUCGGAAGUGCCGGAAGCAAAGAAAAGGUUGACCUGCUUAAGAGCAAGCUUGGAUUUGAUGAGGCUUUCAACUACAAAGAGGAAACUGACUUGGAUGCUGCUUUGAAAAGGCAUUUUCCCGGGGGAAUUGAUAUAUACUUUGAGAAUGUUGGAGGGAAGAUGCUGGAUGCAGUGUUACUCAACAUGAGGAUCCAUGGCAGAAUCGCUGUGUGUGGAAUGAUUUCACAGUACAACCUUGAAGAGCCUCAAGGUGUACACAGUCUGAUGAAUCUUGUGUACAAACGGAUUCGAAUGGAAGGGUUGCUGUCUUUCGACUAUUACCAUCUUUACACAAAGUUCUUAGAGAUGAUGAUUCCACAGAUCAAAGAGGGCAAGAUUGUUUAUGUGGAAGACAUUGCUCAAGGCCUUGAGAGUGGCCCUUCAGCCCUCGUUGGCCUCUUCUCUGGCCGUAAUGUCGGCAAACAAGUUAUAGCGGUUGCUCCACAAUGACUCUGCAUCCUCUAUAUCAAAUAUUUCAUGGUAAGCAGUAUAUUAAGAGAAGGAAGUAGAAAAAAAUAAGGUGUGUAAAAUCCUCUAGAAAAUAGUUUUGGGCCUCUAGUGUUGUAAGAAAGAAACAGGGUCCAGAUUUAAUUUUUCAGAAGUUAGACAAGCUUGUGAUUGGGAGCCUGCUUUGUCAUCUUGCAUCAGAAGUGAGGCAGAUAUCUGGCUUGGUUUAUAAUGAGAAGCUUUUGAUUUAUUUUGAUGUCUUGAUAUAAGAUCUCGUCUAACGAAUUAAACUCGUACUGUUAGGUACUAUACGACUAUUUUU